Peromyscus maniculatus bairdii (prairie deer mouse) is the source of this 2574-nucleotide messenger RNA. It is a transcript of the gene Acsm2b, whose product is annotated as acyl-CoA synthetase medium chain family member 2B. Gene Ontology annotation, biological process: fatty acid biosynthetic process; acyl-CoA metabolic process. Lineage: Eukaryota; Metazoa; Chordata; Mammalia; Rodentia; Cricetidae. Gene Ontology annotation, cellular component: mitochondrial matrix. Gene Ontology annotation, molecular function: fatty-acyl-CoA synthase activity; fatty acid ligase activity. The record is from RefSeq and is a predicted model, not a curated record.
AUCUGGGAACUGUCCACUUCAGUGCUGUUUUCUUCUCCAGGGCUACAGGAGCUCUGGAACUACCUCCCAAGAGGGAAGUAGACCAAGCUGCCUCCAGAGAGAGUUCCAGAAGAGGCUUGGCAGCUCUGAUCAUGCAUUGGCUGUGGAAAAUUCCAAGAUAUUGUGCCCACUGGGGUACUGGAAUGUUCAGCCGUACAUUCCAUAUUAAUAUCAAGAAACAAAUGUCCAUACAGUGGGGCCACCAAGAAGUACCUGCCAAGUCCAACUUCGCUAGUGAUGUGAUAGAUCACUGGGCCAACAUGGAGAAGGCUGGCAAGCGACCUCCACGUCCAGCCCUGUGGUGGGUGAGUGGUAGUGGGCAAGAAGUAAAGUGGAACUUCAGAGAACUGAGUGACAUCAGCCAACAGGCAGCCAAUGUCCUCUCGGGGGCCUGUGGCCUGCAACGUGGGGACCGUGUGGCAGUGGUACUUCCCCAAGUCCCGGAGUGGUGGCUGGUGACCCUGGGCUGCUUUCGGACUGGCAUCGUUUUCAUGCCUGGAACCAUCCAGAUGAAGUCCUCAGACAUACUCUACAGGCUGCAGACAUCCAAGGCCAGGGCCAUUGUGGCCGGGGAUGAAGUGGCCCAAGAAGUGGAUGCUGUGGCCCCCGAGUGCCCUUUUCUGAAGGUCAAGUUGCUGGUGUCUGAAAAAAGGAGAGAAGGAUGGCUCAACUUCAAGGCGUUGCUCAAGGAUGCAUCCACCACUCAUCACUGUGUGGAAACUGGAAGCCAUGAAUCGGCUGCCAUCUACUUCACUAGUGGGACCAGUGGCCCUCCCAAGAUGGUAGAACACUCCCAUUCCAGCCUGGGCAUCAAGGGCAAGAUGGACGCUGGCACCUGGACAGGCCUGGAUGUCUCUGACACAAUAUGGACCAUCUCAGACACAGGUUGGAUAGUGAACAUUUUAGCCUCGUUUCUGGAACCUUGGUCACUGGGAGCAUGCACAUUUGUCCAUCUUUUGCCAAAGUUUGAUCCACAGACUGUUCUAAAGGUGCUGUCCAACUAUCCCAUCAACAGCAUGGUGGGUGCCCCCCUCAUUUACCGGAUGUUGCUACAACAAGAUCUUUCCAGUUACAAGUUCCCACACCUGCACAGCUGCUUCACUGGAGGGGAAAGCCUUCUCCCAGAGACUCUGGAGGACUGGAAAGCCAAGACAGGACUGGACAUCCGAGAGUUCUAUGGCCAGACAGAAACGGGUCUCACGUGCAGAGUUUCCAGAACGAUGACCGUCAAACCAGGCUCCCUGGGAACAGCUGUCCCCCAUUAUGAUGUGCAGAUCAUAGAUGAACAUGGAAAUGUCCUGCCCCCUGGCAAGGAAGGAGACAUAGCCAUCAGGGUGAAGCCCAUCCGGCCUGUAGGCAUCUUCUCUGGAUACUUGGAAAAUCCCAAGAAGACAGAGGCCAAUAUUCGAGGAGACUUUUGGCUUCUGGGAGACCGGGGAAUCAAGGAUUCAGAAGGGUAUUUCCAUUUCUUGGGGCGGACAGACGAUAUCAUUAAUUCCAGCGGGUGGAGUUUGUCUUGGAGCUGCCCAAGACCAUCAUGGGGAAAAUUGAUCGGAAAAAGCUUCGAGCCAAGGAAUGGAAAACAUCAGGACAAGCCCAGGCCCAGUGAAAUUCCCAAGGCCCUCCCUGGGCUUCUGUCUUCCCCAUUCCUUUCCUGUGACUUCUCACUUUUCCUAUGGAGACAUAAGAUUACUCACAAAGAGGCAUGUAUGUGAAUUCUGUCUUUGCUUCAUUAUUAAAACAGAACAAUAACAUGUUGGAUACUAAAAGAAGAAAGAGGGAAUGAGAGAUUUGCAGAAAGAAGUGAGAAAAAGUCUAAUAAAAUAGCAAGGAAGCGAAUUACAAGUAAAAGAGGGCUGGAAGGAAGGAAGUAGAAUGAAGAGGGAAGAAAAGAGAAGAGAAGGAACUGGAGAGAAAUUAGGAAAAGAGAAGAAUGUGGGCAGGACACUAAAGUCUUCCCCAAGUUGGUUCAAUUCUUGGGGACACCGUGUCCAAAGGGGCAGCAAAUACCACAGAGCAUUUGUCAUGCACAAGGCACUGUCCUAGGCAUGUCCCAGGCCAUCUUCACUCAUAUGUGUUGCAUCUGCAGGCUCAACUUCUGUACAUCAAAACAUGCCACUCCCUGUGGCUCACAUUCCUUCUUGCUUCUACAUUUCCUAGAAUCACUAUUAAAAUUAUUUCAAAAUCAAAACUGUGAUUUGGGCAAGACAGAAAAGAGGGGUUUUGCAACAGUUUAUGGACUAGAGAACCCACAGAGGAUAAGCACCCACACUCAUACACACAGACACAGACAUACACAAAUAAAUAAAGUAAAAGUAAUAAAAACUAAAAAGAAUAAAGGAUGGCAUUAGACAAUGCCUAAGUUUAGCUGCCUUGUUAGACACAAAUUGCCCCACUCUUGAAAAGCUUGCACAUGUAUUUAGACGUUCUUCAAUGCCUCUGCUCUCCCUCUUCUCUCUAAAGCCUUUUCUUGAUACAUCUGCUCUCUGCUAAUUUUUCAUAUUAAAUUGUGAUUGAUAUGGCAAAGAUCUUAAA